AGAGAGAAGGAGAGAGAGAGCUGCUUCCAACAUAUCUUGUCUGGUAAAAACUCAUGAACUAUAAACAGAAAGAAAAGAGUUUAAACACAAAACAAAAAAGAUUAAAAAAACCAUUCCUUAGAUUUGUGUUCCGGCAGAGUUCUUGAAUUUUUUUGAACUUGUUAUGUCAGUCACUUUUCACUGUCUAAAAGAGGUGAAAAAGAAAAGGUUAAGCUUCAGAAAAAAGGUGUAAGCUUUUUCUUUACUGCAAAUGGGAAGAGACUGCCACAGACUCGGUGGCCACGGCGGUGAAGGCGGCGGAGUAAUCUCUUCCUCUAAGUCAAAGAGAAAAGCAAAUGCAGCAAAUGGAUGCAUGGCCGCUUUUUAUCACUUAUUCGAUUUCCAACAUUUCCACUUCCCUUCCCAUCAUAACCUCUCCAUUGAUUCUCCUUCAAGAUCAAAAGGUAUGCUUCUUCUCUCUCACAGCAUAAGUGGUCAAGUUUCAGAGAUGAUAACAGCAAGAGAGACUAAAAAUGUUGUUGUUGUUGUUGUUGUGAAAUUUGCAGGCUUGAAGGUAAUAGAAGAGUCUCCACCAUCAACAACCUACAAAGACAAACAAAGUUUGAGCAUUCCUGCAAGCAUGCGAGUGAGAACAGAGACAGGGGCAAUAAGUUCAAGACUCAGAGCUCUUGCGACCGAUACUUCCACUUCUUCAUCUGAUAUCUGUGGCUCACCAGGCAGCAAAACACCAAACUUGGUGGCUAGACUUAUGGGUCUUGAUCUUCUCCCUGAUAAAACAGACCUUAAUGAUUCACCGUCAAAUCUUCAUACAAUGACCCAUUAUGGAUCAAGUCGUCACACAAGCCAUAGAGUUUCCAAGAACGGAACACGCUUGGGGACUAGGUCUUUACCGGAGAGCCCUAGAAUCUCUUCUGCUCGGAAAUCGGAUUUCGACAGUCAUCGCCUCUCUCUUCAGCUGAACAAGGAGAAUAAGCAUGAAGAGUUUGGUUGUUCGAGACUGAAAGCGAUGAAACAAGAUCAAGACGAGAAUCGGAGUCCCAGAGAUUACGCGAGACAGAUUGUAAAACAAAUCAAAGAGAGGGUCGUCACCAGAAGAGUGGUCGGUAUGGAUAUAACAAACUCGGUGAAGAAUCGAGACGCACGACCAUCACAGUACAGUAAUGAGCUUAGAAGAGACACAACAGUUUCUUGCUCACCAAGAACAAGGUUUUCAGAUAAAGAGAACAAACCAAGAACCAGUCAAAAACCAAACUCGUCAUCCUCUUUCAGACCAGAACAAAUCACACAGAAGCCGAAACCAAAGCCAACGACGGCGAUCCUUGUCUCCGUGUCAAAAUCCUGUGGAGAAAAACAGAACCAGAAAAAAGUAAAACAAAGGCAGCUUAGACCCAUCAACCAAUGCAAGAAGGCAGAGAGUGAAACAAGGUUCUCUCCACGUCCCAUAAAGUCUUCUCCAAACAAGCGACGAGAGGCUCUCUUGCCUGAACCAACAUACGCUAAAGCUAGCAAUCCUCUACACAGAAAGAAGCUCAAGAAAACCCCAAAGUCAAGUGAUCUUGUCAACAUAUAUGCCACUGAAUCAACUCAGAAACAGAUAAACGAAACUGUAGAGGAAACACUGAAAUCGAACGAAGAAGCAUCGAUUUGCUCCAGUUCAAUUCACAAAAUCGAGCAGAAUAGUCGACAAGUAGACGACGCAGCCACCGUUUCUGUCUCCUCCUCCUUCACUUCAGAACGAGUCGUAAUCGAUUCUGAACAAGACUACGUCAGAAGAAUAAUGAAACUCGCGGCGAGAAUCAACACUGACUCACCAAUCUCCUCUGCAACCAUGCUCGAUUUUUCGAUUUUCCGCGAAAUGGAGAACACAGGAGAGAAUCAGUCUGGAUCAUUGGCUCUUCAAUGCAAUCGAAAGCUUUUGUUCGACCUAGUGAACGAGAUUCUGAUUGAAACUGUGAAACGACGCCGUGACUAUCAUGAAUCGGAGCUAAUCGGCGAGCUCUGUUCCAUUGUAUCGAGAUAUAGCAGUAAGCGUUGUUCGAUUCCAGAAGAUAUCGCUUUAAUAGACUUUGAGCGUCUUCUAGAGAGGAAGAAGCUUGAUGAGGAAGGAGAAGACGAGAUCGUCGCUGAGAUUGAGCGGGACAUUGUAGACGCGUUCGUGCGAGAAACGGCUUCGGAAUUGUGUUUUCACCGGAGACGAAGCAAAACAACGUCGGACGGAAAACUGAGUUAUCAGAUGAUUUUUAACUAAUGGGCCUAUAAGAUAAAAAAGUUUCUUAAACUUGGGCUUGUGACUAAGUAUUAGAAUAGUUUCUUUGUUUGGCCAUAUAUUUUAUUUUAUUUUAUUUUUUUUUUGGUCGUCAGUUUACUUUUUAUUAGUAAAAGCCCAUAUAGAGGCAGCGUACAAAGAGUUUACAAAGCCCAUUAAAAACCCUAAACAGAAAAGAUCAACACGAGUAAAUAACAAUACACGUCAUAAACACGUGUUAUCUGAUGAUCAAACAAAGGUAAAAUAUGGCAGACUGAAAACUAUGAACACUGCAUCGCCGUCGAUACUCCGCCGAUGACGGUCUUGUCUCCGAUAAUCACCAGCAAGUGUCCAGUGCCAUCUAAAGCUUUGCCUGAAAACCUUCUUUCAUUCGCUGCUUUUUGCCUCCUCUGAUUUAGAUCUCGUGAAUCAGCCGUAAUUUACUUCUUCAAUAGACAUUACCAUCGUUCAUCGAUAACUCAAGACAUCACCCUUUGCCUUAUCAAGGCUCUAAAUAGGGAUUUGGGGAGGUCAAACUCCCAGCCAGGAGAAGAUGAAACCAGAAGUAGAAGAAGAAAAUCCUAACACUUAUCACCAGAUCUACUCAUCACCGCCUCAAUUAUAAGAGGAAUCCAUAUGUAGAGGAGAAAGGGCAAGAACAUCCAAACAACCAAAAAUCAAUUGCUCUGUCAUAAAAAGAUCAAUGAUUCCUUUAAAUAUAAGAAAUCUUUCACUCCACUAAGGAUUAGUGAAAAAUUCAAUUAAAAGGAAUCAAUAACAUAAGAUAGCAAAAGACUUUGACUGAAGAAAAAGAAAAUCCGAAGAAAUCGGAAUUUAUUAUCCGUUAAAACGGAAGAGAAGAUCCGAUCUAAGUCGGAAAACAACCGGUAUUAAUCGGAGUAUUUGCAACAAAA
Eutrema salsugineum is the source of this 3159-nucleotide messenger RNA. RefSeq lists its product as uncharacterized. The transcript has 3 exons. Lineage: Eukaryota; Viridiplantae; Streptophyta; Magnoliopsida; Brassicales; Brassicaceae. Bases 251 to 2248 code for a protein of 665 amino acids. The record is from RefSeq and is a predicted model, not a curated record.